This is a messenger RNA of Miscanthus lutarioriparius, 726 nucleotides long. NCBI's taxonomy places the organism in Eukaryota, Viridiplantae, Streptophyta, Magnoliopsida, Poales, Poaceae. The record is from the annotation of a GenBank genome assembly.
AUGGACGGGCACGUCCGGCGGCUGCUGAACCGCGUGUCGAUCGCCCUGGCCGCCGUCGCAACCGCCGCACUGCUGCACCUGUUCCGCCAUUCCUCCUCCUACUGCAUCGCCGGAGGCAGCGGCUCGCCCACAUAUUCAUCCCUAUCAUUGGCGCCCUUCCCGCGCACCUCCUGCGACGCCGCAUCCCGCCGCGUCGUGGACCUCGACCUCCGCCUCGCCAAGCUCCGGGCCUCCCCGCGCUGGCGCCGCCGCAGCGAUGCCCUCUCCUCGUCCACUCUCGUCCCGCUCCGCCGUCUCCGCCUCCUCGGCGAAUCCUCCCGCGUGCUCUGCGUCGCCUCAGGCGCGGGGCUGGCCGCGGACGCGCUCCACGCGGCCGGCGUCGGGGACGUCACGGCCGUUGAUCUCGUCAACUUCCCGCCGCUCGUCCGACAAGCGGACGCACACAACCUCCCAUUCUUCGACGGCGCCUUCGACGUUGUGCUCUCGGACGACCCGGGCGCGCUCGCCGGCGCGCUCUUCCCGUCCCGGUUCGCGGCCGAGAUCGAGCGCACCGUCCGACGCGGUGGCGCUAUCGCGAUCGCCGUCGACCGGCACGUCGGCUUGUCCACCGUUGCCCACCUUUUCAGGAAGUCGCGUAUCGUGAAGGUGAGGAAUGCUACGCUGGAUGGUUCAGCUGUGAACAUCGUCAUCUUGAGAAGUUACAGAACCAAAACCGACCCUCAUUGA